CCCCUAUCCAACUAUUCAGCCCUUUGUUCCUUCUUCAGACUACUUGCUCCUCCGCAGAAAUGCCCACAUCAUCCGCCGUCUCUCUCAACGUGCUCAUAUCCGGCUCUGGUAUUGCAGGGCCAUGUUUUGCUUACUGGCUAAACCGCCUACUUCCAUCCUCAAAAAUCACCAUCGUUGAACGUAGCCCCGAACCACGCUUAGGUGGCCAGGCAGUCGAUCUUCGUUCAUCAUGUCUGCCUAUUGUAAAGAAAAUGGGCCUGUUGGGCAAGGUCAAAGAACACAAUACAACCGAGGUGGGAAUGCAAUUUGUCUACCGCAAUGGCAAAACAAGAGCGACUUUUGAGGCAACAGGAGAAGAAGAACGCCAGAGUGCAACGAGCGAGUAUGAGAUCCUCCGUGGAGACAUGGCACGCAUCGUUUACGACGCUGUGAAAGACAACCCACAAAUAACCUUCAUCUUUGACGAAAUGAUCACAUCAAUCGAGGAGAAAGAUGACGGAAAAGUAGACGUGACUUUCAAAAACAAGACUGCUCCCACGAGAUAUGAUCUGGUUGUAGGUGCAGAUGGUCAGAUGUCACGUACCCGACGCCUCGUCUUCGGUCACGGUCCCAACAAUGACGAUUACUUGUACCGCCUAGGACAAUACUCCGCCUUAUUCACUAUGCCGCGCGAUCCAACUGACACCCAGUAUGCGCAAUGGUACAACGCAUCGCGCGGCCGCCUUUUCCUCCUCCGACCAGACCAGUACGGUACGACGAGAGCAUACCUUGCUGUCACCGAUGCUAAUCUCUCCCGUUUUGACGAGAUUGAUCGCCUCCUGAAGAAGGGAUCAAGAGAAGAACAGCAAGAAUGGUUUGAAAAGGAGUUUUCAGACGCUGGGUUCCAGGCAGAACGCUGUAUUCGAGAGAUGAAGAAAGCAGAUGAUUUCUACAUGCAGCAGAUUGCCCAGGUUAAGAUGGACACAUGGGUGAAGGGACACGUCACUUUGGUAGGAGAUGCAGCGUAUUGUCCGAGUCCAAUCUCUGGUGUGGGUACAGGUGCAGGAAUAGUGGGCGCCUAUAUUCUUGCAGGCGAAUUGUCCAAGAUGCCCAAUGAUGUUCCCUCUGCUCUGGCCAAUUACGAACGUAUCACCAGGCAAUACGUCGACAAGGCCCAAAGACUUAUACCGGGUGCUCCACAAAUCGCAAAUCCUCAAACUGAAUGGGGUAUUACAGUCUUCAACAAUGUCACAGGUGUACUUUCACAUCCAUUUGUCCAAAGAUUCAGCGGUGUGCUUGGUCGUGUUAUACCCGCAUUUGGAAGUACGAAAAUCUGGACACCACCUGAAUAUGAAGCAUAAAACCUAUGGGCUGUAGAGUAACGCUUGGACAGAAACAAUUUGUCGCAGACAUGCUUCUUGGCCCUUGUCAACCCGCUCUCCAAAUGUUGCAUUCAUAUAUAAGCGUAGAAAUAUAAAAUUGCGUUUACCUAUUAGACGAUCAACAUAGGUACAUUGGUAAACAGUAGAGGUCUUGAUACUGUAAAUGUACCAGAUCAUCGCUCACUGUUUAGAAGAUUUCUCCAAAGACACAUGAAUGAGAAUUGCCAAGAAGAAUACCAAGAAAGUCAGGGUGAAUACUAUGGAUGUUCGUUGCUAGCUACAACCGGUAUCUGUAGAUGAAUUGGUCCCCCGAAAGCUAAGCAUCGUUGCUGAGAAGGUCGACAUUGACCCCUCUCAAGGCGUC
Messenger RNA from Bipolaris maydis ATCC 48331, 1725 nucleotides. RefSeq lists its product as uncharacterized. Gene Ontology annotation, molecular function: FAD binding. Lineage: Eukaryota; Fungi; Ascomycota; Dothideomycetes; Pleosporales; Pleosporaceae. The record is from RefSeq and is a predicted model, not a curated record.